CACACGCACACACAACAAUAAUGGCCAGUGUACAGUGUUAAAUUUACCACUGUACUGCUGCUAUCUCGCCUUUACCCCGCCCUCUUCCUGCCUGCUGCCGCCAUCAAAAGGCAGGAAUGGUGCCGGGACAUUUUUGCACAGUCUGGACGCCUUUGUCAGAAGAGACAAGACGUAGCUAAGUGUUAAUUAUUUUUAUUUAAUAACAGUAUUAGAAACUAUAUUAUCAAAACAGCGGGCGAAGAGGUAAAGUGUAGCUGUAAUGCUGUUUAUGCUCCGACAGAGGUCGCUGUUUCCCCGCCCCCACCCGCCUGCUGCGGCCAUCAGGAAGCGGAAGCAGGAAUGUGGGACGUCUCUGGAAAGUUUGGACGUCUUUGACAGUUGGGCAGAAGAGACAAGACGUGUGGACCAACAUGAAGGUGUGUUGUUGCUGUUGAUGUUACCAUUGCGACUUCAGUCUCCAAGCUGGACCGAGUGCUCUGACCGGCAGUCCACAUGGAGAGGGAGACCGUUGGACUGGACCCUGUCCCCGCUCCAGAGCCUAGUGGGCCACCGGCCUGCAGCCUGGCCUCCCUGCGGCGCCGUGCCUGGGCCAAAAGUAGAGAGUCCACCUGGCAGGAGACGCAGAAACCGGAGUCCUCUAGCCCCGUCCAACCGCAGCCCAACUGCAGGGGUACUGAUGUGGACUCUCAGAGAACCUCAGAAGAACCAGGGCUCAGUCCCAACAAGAUCACCAGCUGGCUCGACCAAUGCAGGACACCACUGGCUGUCUCACUAGAUGACCAGAGUGCGUCUCCCAGCAAAGCAGGAGCGCUGAGGAACGGCUGCAGCUUUGAAGAUGACCUUUCCCUGGGAGCUGAAGCUGACCAUCUUCAAUCCAGCAACAAGAAGACUGGAUCCUGCGGUGGUCUCGCCGCCAAUCAGAAAAGGAGUCAGUACAAAGAAAAAGGAAGAAGUAUGAACUCUACUGGGUCAGGCAAGAGCAGCACCGUGUCCAGCGUGUCCGAGUUGCUUGACCUUUAUGAGGAGGACCCGGAGGAAAUCCUCCUUAAUCUUGGCUUCGGUCGAGAUGAACCAGACAUGUCCUCCCGAAUUCCCUCGAGGUUCUUCGACAGCUCGUCCUCAGCACGUGGCAUCGACAUCAAGGUUUACUUGGGAGCUCAAUUGCAGCGCAUGGAGGUGGAGAACCCAGACUUCGCUCUGACAAGUCGCUUCCGUCAGAUUGAGGUCUUAACCACUGUUGCCAAUCAGUUCAUCCAGCUGUACGGUCAUGUUUCUGGUCAGCCGGUCCAAAGUGUCAGCAGCAAGGAUCAAGGAGGAGAAGGAGGGGGCAACGGCGUCAAAGAGGAAUCGCCUCCUCCUCUCAAGAGGAGAAACUCGGCUCUCAAUGCUGCCAAAUUGCUGAAGAAAACCCUUACCAAACACAACCUGCUGACACCGUCCCCUGAGUUGUCGGCCACCCGAGCAUCAAAUCAGCCCGCCAACAAAGGUCAGCCCGAUGAUGACCUUGCAAAAAGCCACACCAACAACGGGCCUGCUCAGGACAGCGACACUGCCGAGCAUGAUCACCACGCCGACUCAGCCAACCAGAAGCAUGUUCGCAAGAAGGACAGUUGCUCCCUGGCGACGGUUACAGAGGAAACCAACGGGGACGGAGAAUCAGAGCGCCUGACAGAAGACAGUCCUGAACUCAACAGUAAGCAUCAGCCAGAGUCACCUGACUCUCAGCCAGCCAAUCAGAGAGCAGAUGAACAGACGACCAAAGUGGACGAAAUGAACAUCAUCUCUACCACUGACAAAGCUCCUCCCUCUCUAGCCCUGCCGCAGCUUCUUCAUUUACGUAUAGAGAAGGCAGACUCCUUUGACAUGGAGGAGAUUCUGAGUAACGAAGACGAGGCUCUUCUAUCCAGAAGGUCCAUGAAGUCAGACCUGCUGAGGACAGCCAGCCAGCAUUCUGACAGCAGUGGCUUUGCCGAGGAGCCGUCUGUCGACUCCAGCAACCUCAAGGUGCAGGAGAGUAGUGACAGCUGUGACAGUGAGACUACGGUGACAUCACACCCUUCACAAGAUGUCUCCACGCCCAUCGCUCUGGACCAACCGGUCUUCGUCCUGCCAGAAUGCAAUGCAGAAGUGGCAGAGCCUAUUAGUGCAUCUGAGGCUGUUGGGAAUUCCCAGGAAGAGGAUGAGUGUGAUGGAAAUUCCGAGCAGGUCCCGCAGUACACAGCACACCAGCUCCCCAAGAACUGUCCACAGGAUGAGACCCAAGAUGUAGAGCAGGAUGGGAGUAAUCUGGUACCAGAAUCUGAACCAGAACAAAGUCAGAACCAGGAAAAGGCAGCAGUUGGUACAGAACCUUCCCAACAGGCUGCUGACGGGGCCCAAGUAGACCCUUCUUGUAGUCUCCCUGCUUCCAACUCUCCUAUCCUCAAUGCACUAAGCCGGGCCAAACAGCGGCUCGGCUCCCAUUCCAGUGAUCGGCGUCCAGUCACAAGCAGGAGGCGGCUCAGAGGCGGACACCCCCUGCACAGGUCAUCUUCCCUCCCCUCCUCGUUGCUCUCGCCCUCCAAGGUGGUGUCAUCCGUCAAGAUUGAGUUCGGGCAGGGCCAGACGUCUUGUAGCCAGCCCCGCUACGCCUUCCGGUACAUUCAGGAGCCCACUGGAGACCAAGAGACCACUGCCUCGUCCACCUGUAUCUCCACUCUUGUCAUUAACCACUCCUCCAAGUCCACAAACCAAUCAGCGCUUCUUGCAGAAGACUGUGCCCCACCCAAACUUACCCCUCGACACCUCAUCCACUCCUCAUGCUCACUAAGAAGAUGUGCCAGUCCUCCUGUAGAUUGGCCAGCAGCGCGAAGUGCCCAACCCCGGAUCACUCAGAGCGUUCCAGAUCUCUCCUCCAACCAGGAGCAGUUUGGCCGCUUCCAGCAGGGCAUGACUCCUGAUCAGUCAGUCAUGUUCCUUUCCCCCAGUCCAAGUCCCAGUCCUAACCUGAGACAGGAGACCCCUCUGUCCGCCCCCCAUAUCAACCCCUCGUUCCUGUACCCCACGCCUUUUCAUCCUUACGCCAGCCUUCCAAACCUUCAUCACCCCCAUCAUUCCAGCAUGCCCAGUCUCCUCCCCCAGCCCACCAACAUAUCCCACCUGCACCCUCUGCACCCACCUGCCAUGGUCACACCCCCCCAGUACACCAGUCUGUGGAACCUUCACCCAGGCACUCCCACAUUACACCACUUCCAUCCCAACAGUUAUCAACUGUACCACUCGGCCCCUCACACCCCGCCCUACCUUGGUUCCCAUGGCUAUGACAUUAACCAGGACCACAUUCUGCAUCGGGGGAGCGCGCCUCCAGGCCCAGGCUUCCUCCCAGGUCCCGGCCUGGGUCUUGGCCCCCACCCAGGACUUAUCCCAGGUCUCGGACCCCACCCUGGUUUGUCUCCAAGUUCUAGUCAGGUCUUGUCCAGUACAGAGAUGCAGCUGAGGAGAGUUCUACAUGACAUCAGAGGGACAGUUCAGCGUCUAAACCAGAACCAGGACGAGACAUCUGAUGUGUUCACUGAACACAGAGCGUCAAGCCAACAGUCACUUGCUGACCUCCAGCAGAAGAGACGGAAUCUCAGCUUGUUCCGUACGCAGAUGAUGGACCUGGAGCUGUCAAUCAUCCGACAGCAAGCCUUGGUCUACAAACACCUAAGUCCAGCUGACAGGCUGGAGGUGGAGCACCUUCAGUCUCUGAGGUCAGCUGUCAGAGAUGAACUCCUGGAGCUGGAACAACAGCUGGAAGACAAAGUGAUGGAGUUGACGCAUAAUGGGCCAAGCAAGGGUCUCUAUGGUUAUAGCAGUAUUGAGAAUUUGUGCACAACAUCUACACUAAAAGCCAUGGAGCCGGUGUCAGAUCUCCUCAGAGAGCAGUAUCUACUCCAGUCACAGCUCAGCUGUGAUGACAACGCCCCCUCGACAGCCUCCUCCUCGCCACCUACCAGUCACACACUGAGCGGGGCUGUCGAGCAGAGGCCGGGCGUGUACCGGGCUUCCAUCAACAUCACCCCCGCCCCGCCGCCUCGACCCAUCAGACAGGCGGAGGUAGAGGAGGAUACAGAGGAGGGGACGGUAGCCUUGGGUGGAGGCAAAGAGAUACCACAGGAUGAGGAAGAGGUGCAGGAUGCAGGAGUCAAGGGGGAAAACCUGCAGGACCUCAUCAGAGAGAUUAGGGAAAGUGUUGCCCAGGAGGUCCGACGGGAGAUCUUCAAUGAGUUGAUGGCUGCUGUGUCGCCACGGCAAUCACCACUGCCUGCUGCCAGACAGUAGCUUCUGCGGCAACACCCUCCACCUCAGAAUGCACCAUCACUGCCUGUCUGUAUCACUGUAAGAGCAGCCUUAAUGGUCUGCAACACUGAAUGUCUGUAACACUGCAUGGGAUAGACUCCCACACCCGCCUGGCCCUGGAGAAGGCACUGCAGGAUGUGGGCCAGUGCUGAGCUAAAGCCUUAACUUAAAAAAACAUAAUAAAAUCAAACCACUGUCAGGAAAACUGUGACCAGAACCAGGACCUGUCAGAAUGACUGUGCCUUCAUCUCACUGCAGUGAAAAUUGCAAAAAUAAGUGAUCAUGUUGUUCAUCUCUUUCAUUAUAAAUGAGGGAUGCAGCCAGCUUGUUUCUUGUAUUCGUGGUUAAACAAGCAAACCACCUAAAAACUUGGGAGAAAAAGAGCAAAAAGGAAAUAAAAAGUUAACCUGUUGGUACUAAUAAUGGUAAUAAUAAUUACACUAUUAAUUAACUAAUAACACAAAGCUGACAUUGGGGUGUAAAGAUGUUUAAACUGACAUACUCUGAUAUUUGAAUCAGCCCUGAGCACACUAAUAAAUACCUGUAAAUAAUCAUUAUGUGACAGAGGUGUCCAAAGUGCGCCCCGAGAUCCAUUUGCAGUUUGCUUUUUAUUAUUGUGCGGCGUAAAAAAUCCAAAAGGCAAACAAAAAAAGCAAAAGGACUACAAAACUAUUGACACUAAUGAUAAUAUAAAUUAACACAAAGUUCAUAGUUUUGUGUACAAGAUAAGAACAAUGCAAAGCAUUCUUGUGAUUUGUCAAUAUUCAGCUCUCUGGAAAAAUUUGGACACCCCCGUUAAAAAGAAAAAUACAACUAAUGUCAACUUUCCUUCACUGCACUGGGCUGGAGGCUCAACAACAACAACAAAAUCUCAUUGUCACACUUCACAAAGCCAAGCAAUGGGUUGUGUCCGUUUGUUUACAUUCAGCACACUUGUGCCUUCAUUCCAAUACUCAUUUCACUCUCAGCCACCGUCACCCUUCAUCAUCAUCAUCACUGCCUUGCUUGUACUAGGAACAAUCAUAGAGGACCUUUUUUUGUUUUCUUAUGCAGUAAAAUUAACAUUUGUUCAGGACUAAAAAUGCCACUGCUUGAAUGUUGAAUGUGCGUAUGACGCAUAGUAGUAGUAUCGGUGUUAGCUGUUAGCUUACCCAUGACUACAUUGGUGAUGGUGGUUGUUGUUGCACAUGCAUGCUACAUGUUAAGGCCAACAAAAUUUGUGAAUAUAAACAGUAGCGGGCUGCACGGCUGAUGAGUGGUUAGUGCGCAGGCCACACAGCUAGGAGACCCGAGUUCAAUUCCACCCUCGGCCAUCUCUGUGUGGAGUUUGCAUGUUCUCCCCGUGCAUGCGUGUCUCCGGGGACUCUGGUCUCCUCCCACAUUCCAAAAACAUGCUAGGUUAAUUGUUGACUCCAAAUUGUCCAUAGGUAUGAAUGUGAGUGUGAAUGGUUGUUUGUCUAUAUGUGCCCUGUGAUUGGCUGGCAGGGGUGUACCCCGCCUCUCACCCGAAGACAGCUGGGAUAGGCUCCAGCACCCCUGUGACCCUCGUGAGGAUCAGCGGUAGAAAAUGAAUGAAUGAAUAAACAGUAGCAAACUGUAACAUAUCGAUCUCAUCACCCUAGAAUCAAUCUGAUACUGAUACUACUUUUGGUAUUGAUAAUAAAAGCUUAAUAUGCUAGCGUGCAUGCUAACCUAGCCGCCAAUUGAACAGCUAACCGGCCCAUUUGUCAAUUGGACUUCUUUUGAAAGAAAGGCAAUGACUGUUUCAACAUUUUAAUCUCUGGAAUUGUUGAUAGUGAUGGUAAGCUCAUGUGAAGGUGUGCAGAUGUUGUGUUGGCUGAUGGUCAACGAAAGCUGUGAGGAGCCUCAGAUGUGUCAUAAGGAUGUUAGCUCCAAGCUUAAAUAAUGCAUUUAUAAAGGGAUUAUAGUGGGUUUGUCAUUUGAGGGCAGGCCACGUUACGACGCUUCCAUCCAUCAUGUCUCAUGGCUGGUGAAUUAUGUGUCACACCUAUUGAAUGUCGAACUACAUUGCAUUGCAUUGCAUUGUCUCUUUGAGGUUUUGGGAUCGUUAAUGCUCGCUUAGAAUCAUCAUCCAGUUGAUUCUUUCACUGUUCCUUCCAUUAGUGCCAAGCUCUUCUUGCACCACAUUUGUUUUUCUUUUAUUUUGUGGUGCACGUCUAAUCAUCAUUUGACCUUUGGCCUCAUUUUCCCUUUUGCCUUUUACUGAGUGUGUGUGUUUUGUACUGCCGGUAACACAAUGCGGGGAGGGAGCACUCAUUACAGAGAAGAAUAAAGAUGUAUUUAUUUUCAUUACAA
Messenger RNA from Doryrhamphus excisus (bluestripe pipefish), 6636 nucleotides. It is a transcript of the gene itprid2, whose product is annotated as ITPR interacting domain containing 2. The record is from RefSeq and is a predicted model, not a curated record. Lineage: Eukaryota; Metazoa; Chordata; Actinopteri; Syngnathiformes; Syngnathidae. Gene Ontology annotation, molecular function: signaling receptor binding.